Mastomys coucha (southern multimammate mouse) is the source of this 852-nucleotide messenger RNA. RefSeq names its product family with sequence similarity 166 member B (gene Cimip2b). The record is from RefSeq and is a predicted model, not a curated record. The transcript has 4 exons. NCBI's taxonomy places the organism in Eukaryota, Metazoa, Chordata, Mammalia, Rodentia, Muridae. Bases 1 to 852 code for a protein of 283 amino acids.
AUGGCUGUGGUCAACAUUUUCAUCCCGGGGCUCAGCCCCGAGAAUCCGCAUUAUAUUCCAGGGUAUACGGGACACUGCCCGCUACUUCAGUUCAGCGUGGGCCAGACCUAUGGGCAGGUGACUGGUUUUAUACCACAGGCACAGUUCAUCUUUGCUAAGAACUGCAACCAGGUUUGGGCUGAAGCUAUGAGUGAUUUUACACAAAGGUGCAGGGAGCGGGAGAGUCAUGAACUGUCAGGGGGAACCAAGGGAGAGAAAGAGGUGGAGAAAGACCAAGGGCCGGAGGCAGAGGAGCCACAGCUAAAGCAGAAGUCGGCACAUGUUUCCCCCUACUCCAUGGAUGAUACAGAUCCCCAGAAGUUCUUCAUGUCAGGUGAGAGGACGUGGGUAGUGAAAGGCAUGGGGAGACCUCAGGAUGUCCUGACUCAGCAUCUCCCCCACCCCCAGGCUUCACGGGCUACGUGCCCCGUGCUCCCUUCCUCAGGCUUCAUGGGCUACGCGCCCCGUGCUCGCUUCCUCAGGCUUCACAGGCUACGUGCCCCGUGCUCGCUUCCUCUUUGGCGGCAGCUUCCCUGUGCUCACCAACCAGGCGCUGCAGGAAUUUGGGCAGACGUGCUCACGGGGCAGGGCACAGAAGGACCCCAAACCUCUUCCCACGGCUUCCCAGCCCCAACUUUCAGAAUCUGGAUCUUCUGCUUCACUAGAGAGGCUACGUGGCAAGUGAGAAGAGCCCCUGAGAGGCUCCGGGGACUGUGGUGUGUGUGCAGGUGGGGUUCUUGGGGGAACUGGAAUAGACAGGCACAGAGAGAUGUCAGUCCAAUCCUGGGGUUUAGCUUUAGAGAGGAAACUUAG